AGGAGGAAUUCCAGGCUCUGGCCGCUUGGCGGUGGGAGCAGUGAGCCGAGCGACAGUCCCCGGAGGAAUGCGUGCGAGGCGCCCUGCCUCUGACUGACGUGCGGAAGAGGCAGGUCAAGGCACCCGCAGCGAAACCGGACUAACUCGGAGGCAGCGGCGAUGGCGCUUCGAGAGGAGUUGUUGAAAGUUAUCUGGCAUGCGUUCACGGCCCUGGACGUCGACAAAUGCGGCAAGGUGUCGAAGUCUCAGCUGAAGGUCCUCUCACACAGUCUGUGCACAGUAUUGAAAGUACCUCACAAUCCAGUGGCUUUGGAAAACCACUUUAAGGACGAUGAUGAAGGCCCGGUUUCCAACCAGGGAUACAUGCCGUAUUUGAACAGGUUUAUCUUGGAUAAGGUUCAACCAAACAGCUUUGAUAAGAGUGACUUUAACCGAAUGUGCUGGACUCUGUCUGUCAAGAAAAAUCUGAACUGCAAUAACUUACUGAUCAGUGAUGAAGAUGCCUUUAAAGUGUGGUGUAUCUUCAACUUCCUCUCAGAAGAUGUGUAUCCGCUGAUCAUAGUCCCAGAGGAGGUAGAGUAUUUCUUCCGGAAGCUGACCGAGGCAAUGGGGAUUAAUUGGCAGCAGGAGAACUUUGAAGAUUAUAGAGCUCAACUUGGAGCCAAACAGGGUGGCCUCUCUGUUUGGGAAUUCAUCAGACUUGUUGGCUCAGGAUUGUACUUGAAGGGUAUGAACAGACAAACAUUAUCAAUGGCAAUCAAUGAAGUUUACUGUGAACUCAUCCUUGAUGUGAUAAAACAGGGGUACAUGUGGAAAAAAGGACAUAAAAGAAAGAACUGGAAUGAGCGCUGGUUUAUACUGAAGCCUGAUUUAAUUUCGUAUUAUGUUGGUGAAGAUCUGAUGGAGAAGAAGGGAGACAUUGCACUAAAUUCUAAAUGUUAUGUGGAGUCCCUACCAGAUAAAGAUGGAAGGAAAUGCCUCUUGCUGAUAAAAAGUUCUGACAGGAGUUUUGAGAUCAGUGCAUCCGACAAAAAAAAGAAGCAAGAAUGGAUCCAAGCUAUUCAAACAACCAUCAACCUACUGAAGGGUGAAAAGCUUCCUCCACACAUAGAAGGACGUCAAAAACGGCGAGAGCUGCGGCAGAAACAACAAGCAGAGCAGGAAGAGAUAGCACAGAGAAUGAAAGAACUGCAGCUAGCAAAUGAAGACAAGCAACAGGAGUUGGAAAAAAUGCGUAAGGAACUGGAGGAGGCUGCAGGACAAGCUGCACUUGAGGAGCAGAAACGUCUGCAGACACAAAUGCAAUUGCAAGAUCGAUUCAGACAGGAACUAGAGCAAGAAAAAAUUACCAGAGAGCAGAUGGAAAAGCAAAUGGCUCAGAAGUCUACCGAGUUGGAACAGUACUUGCAACGUGUCCGUGAGCUGGAGGACAUGUACCAGAAACUUGAGGAGGCUCUCGAAGAUGAACGGCAGGCUCGACUGGACGAGGAAUCUAUCCGUAAACUUCAGACCAGAUUACUGGAAGAGGAGUGCAGUAAACGACAAGAUUUGGAGAAACUUCACUUACUACAACAACAGACUAUCCAAAUGACUGAAGCAGAAAAGCAAGAGCUACAAAAUGAGAGAGCCAGAAAAGAGGAGGCCCUGCAAAUGGCAAUGAAGCAACUGGAAGAGCUUGAGCAAGAGAGAAAGCAAGCUCUUGCACAGUAUGGGGAAGUGGCAAAAAAAUUAGAGUUGGCGACUAGUAAGACAAAGAACUGGAAGGACAAGGUGGCACAUCAUGAAGGAUUGCUCCGACUCAUACAGCCAGGUUCCAAGGGCCCUCAGCUGAUCACUAAUUGGGGACCAUCUGCCUUCACAAAGGCUGAGUUGGACCUCCGGGAAAAGAACUGGCAGAAACAAAAAAAUGCAGCAACACAAUAAUACAUAUACCAUAACAUAUUAAAUAUUGGACUGUAUUUUGCCAGAUGCGUACUUUACUACACACUGGAAGAAAGUGCCAAGGAUGUGUUCUUUGUGGAAGCAGUAGUGGUUUGACAUGAAGUAUUUUAUACUAAAGUGUUAAAAUUCUGUGUCCAACUACACAGUGAACAAAAGAGGACGGUCCAUUUGAAGUCCAUGUGUACUUUUGUUGAAUGUCCUGAUUGCUUCAAUUAUUUUUAAAUUUUGAUUUCAACAUUCUGUAAUGCUUGCAAUAGGUUUGAAAAUAUUCCUUUUUUGCUUGCCUCUUUGAUUGCAUUUACACUUGAAACUUGGAGCCAAGCGUGACUCUGUUGGCUGAGUUGGGUAAUUUUGAAACAAGGUAAAAGUAGGCUUAUGUUAUGGAUUUCAUUUAUAGAACUUUUUUAAAAAAAUUGCAUGGAGGCAUGAAAUGGGAAAUUCCUGCAUAUUUAUAUGUAACUUUUCACUAGUCAGAUAUUGUGCAAUCACAAUGCCAUGAGUCGGUAGACCCUGAUGUGGUCAUUUUCAGUCAGGUGCCUGAUAUUAUACUUAGCUCAGCAGGAUCUCAAGAAAUGCUAGCCAAGGUGAAAAGUUGUACAUGGUAUUUGUAACCGUGUAUUCCUCACUUACUUACUUAACAGUAUGAUGCUUUCUAAAUCCUAAAAUGAUUAGCCUGUACUAGGAUUAAGUUCCCAUGAAUUUAACAUAGAUGUGUCGGUGAAGUGGUUAUUAAGAAAAUAAAGUAGAUUGAUAACAGUGAGUACUCUAACCUGAGGCGUAAUUGAAAGUAUGCCAGAUUUUUUUUUUUCUUGACUUCACUAUGAAUGUGCAAAAUAUUGCCCUUUGGUAAGAGUGCUGAAUUGCAGGUAUUUAUACAGUGACUCAUUAUUAAGUUAGCUAAUUAAAAAGCAGAGUUUUAAGUUGGCUGUUAAAAUA
Molecule: messenger RNA, 2877 nt
Organism: Hypanus sabinus (Atlantic stingray)
Lineage: Eukaryota; Metazoa; Chordata; Chondrichthyes; Myliobatiformes; Dasyatidae
Gene: swap70b
Product: switching B cell complex subunit SWAP70b
Exons: 12
Coding region: 160-1923 (587 amino acids)
Cellular component (GO): nucleus; cytoplasm
Source: RefSeq, a predicted model, not a curated record